Cololabis saira (Pacific saury) is the source of this 1611-nucleotide messenger RNA. RefSeq names its product interferon-induced protein 44-like. NCBI's taxonomy places the organism in Eukaryota, Metazoa, Chordata, Actinopteri, Beloniformes, Belonidae. Bases 1 to 792 code for a protein of 263 amino acids. The record is from RefSeq and is a predicted model, not a curated record. The transcript has 6 exons.
AUGGAAGACAAUGGGAAAGAUCUGAAGUACGUGAAGGACUAUCAACCACAAAAGGAUGAAAUCAGUCAUCUCAGAAUUUUGCUGUACGGACCAGUUGGUCCUGGAAAGUCCAGCCUCAUUAACUCUUUCAUCAGUGUUGUCAGAGAGAGACCAGCCAUCCCAGCAUCAGCCAGCAGUACCAUCUCUGACAAAAGUCACACAAAGAUGUAUGAAACCCAUAAAAUCAAGAAAGAAGAAAGCGGAAACUUCUACCCCUUUGUGUUCAAUGACAUCAUGGGUUUGGAAGAAGGGGCUGAGAACGGAGUUAAUAAAAAUGACAUCAAACUGGCUCUGAAGGGACAUGUGAAAGAGGGUUAUAAGUUCAAUCCUGUAUCUCCCCUGUCCCAUGGCGAUCCUGGCUACAACUCCUCACCAUCGCUGGAUGACAGAGUCCAUGUUCUGGUUUGUGUUUGUUCUGCCAAUGCCAGUGAAGUGAAAUCCUCCAUUUUAGAAAAAAUGAAGGAGAUCCGAGAAGCAGCCACUGAGUUGGGUAUUCCUCAACUGGCUGUCCUCACCCACAUUGAUAAGGCGUGUGGUGAAACUGAAAAUAGCCUGAGGAACGUCUACAACAGCAAAUAUCUGAAGAAAAAGAUGUCAGACUUCAGCUCCAAACUGGGGAUUCCAAUGAACUGCAUUUUCCCUGUGAAGAACUACAGUCAUGAAAUCAGCUCAGAUGAGGAUGUCAACACUCUGAUCCUGAAUGCGCUGAAACUGAUGUUUGACUUUGGCGAUGACUUCAUCAACAAACUAUAAAGAGGCAGCGUGUUUUUUUGACGAGUGUCACUGCAUGAAUUAUGGCUUUGCUUACAUACUCUGUCAAAAGGAAUCUAUCAAACCAGCAACACCCACCUCAGUCCCAAUGUUUCAAAAUGUAAAUAUUAGCAUUUUACCUGAGUAGCUUUCAGGUUAUGUGAUCAAUAACUCAAAAUCAGUGUAGGAUACUGUCCUGGCUGCAUGACAUACACCUCUCCUUGUCACAUUUAAAAUCUCUUCAUAAUUAUAACAUUUUAUAUGUAAAUAUUAGCUCAUUAGCUCCUCGACAGCUUUAAACACAGUAUUUCUUUUUUUUAAGUUAAAGGAGCUUGAGGCUGUUUUUUUUAUUUGCAAAAUGUGCUGCAAUUCGGUCCCGAUUUUCCCGCGCUGGGCUGCGGAUGUGACGUCACAUGACGCUGCAUGCACGUUCUCCCCGUUCUCCUGUGCCGGCUUCACUGUUGGCUGCAGUACCCCCAACGGCCGUCGUGGUGAAGGGUGGCGAUAGAGUCUCAUUUCUUAAAAGCAGCCGCAAGCCCCUUUAAGUAACAUUUUUAUACUCUCAAUACAUCCACUGUACAACUUCUUAUCUUAUGUUAAAAUUAUAAACACAAAGAUGUUGUUUUUGUCCUUUUUACUUUACAGUCAUGUCUUGGCAGGUGCCAUGAACAAAGGAGAGUUUUGGUGUGAUUAUAUUCAGCCUUGAUCUUAUACCAGCUGUAUUAUCACGGUGGUGUUAAUCUUUAUUAUUGAAUUGACCAAAUACACAAUAAAACCUACAUACUAAAAAUGAGUUGUCCAUGAUAUAUUCACCCUUUACUU